UGGGGCUGGUGGCUCCUUCCAUGUCCCUCCUCCCUGCAGGGCACUGUGGCGCUAUGGCGGCCAGCGGCGACAGGCCAUGAGGGCCGAGGCCAUGGUGAGGGCCAGGGGCUGCCCGCUAGGAGUGUCAGCCCUGAGAACAACAUGAACUUCAACGUCUGGAACAUCAAGGAGAUGCUGAGCAUGCCAACAGCCAUCGGGCCUAGCAAGUGUUCCAUGAGGAGCGGCACUGCCAGUGACUACUCAAGUUUGAGUGACUCUCAGCUGCUCUUCGGAUCCCAGUUCUGCCCGGAGAAUGCACAGUCGGCAACGGCGCUGCUGGAGCUGGGCUCGCAGCCGGGACAGCAAAACUCCCAGGACAGUGAGCCCAGUAUUUUUACCAAAUACCAGACAAAACCACAGUUAUUUGAUGAAGAAACAAGAGAAAAAGGUUUACCUAAUUUUAGCGCAGGAAGAAAGAAAAGUAUCUUGGAAAAUUUUGAAGCGAAUAAGAACAAAAUAAAGGAAAAAUAUGACCGUGAGGUCCUAAGCGCCUUUAUUUCCAGUACCAAAGACAAGCUUCAAGGGCUGCAAGCGUGCUUGGACAAAUUUGAAGAAAUGUCUGAUUCCAGAUACAAAUCCAUUUUGGUUCACCUAGAAACCCUUUCCAAGAAAAUGGAAGAUGCUUUUCAAAGUCACUGUGCCUCUGUAUUGAAAGCUCUGACAGAUAAAAGCCAAAUGGAGCAGGCACUGCUGGAGAUGGAGAGGAGACUUGCAGCCAAAGAUGUGGAGAUUUCAGAGGUGAAAUCCAGUGUCCAGCUGCUGAAAGAGGGUCUGGAGUCACUGCCAGCCCAGCUGAAUGACCACCACCUGAAGCUGUGUAAAGAACUAGACUUCCUGAAGCUCCCUAAAGCCUUAGCUGAGCAGCACACACUUGUGCCUAGUGCCAGACUGCCCCCUCACAUGAGAGAUAACUCUUCCCAGACCUCCCCUGGCCCGUGCCAGCUCCGUGUCCUGGAUGAGGAGCACCUGUACCAGCCAUGCUGCCGAGGCUGCAGGGUUUGCAGCUGCUCAGGCCAGUCUCAUUUCCACUGUGUGGCAGUGGGGGAGCAACACAGACGCUCCCCUGGGAGGAACCAGCUCACUGGGGAUGGCAUCUCUAAGGGUACAACCUCAGGAGGCAAAGCCAUUGCUUCAGAGGCCUGUGAUAGAGCAAACAUCUCUUUGCAGGAGGUGAAAUAUGGGUUGGAGACACAGAGCUGUCCUUGCACGUGCUGGGGUGACAGUCAUCUUUUCGGGGGCAGUCAGAAGAAGCACUGUCCUGUACCACUGGAAGCACCUCUACCAACCCCACUGAGGAAAGCAUUCAGGAGAGGCACUGGAGGGUUGGAAGCCCUGACACAGUCACAGCAGCAGCAGCCUCAAGGUUGCCACCACUCUGUAUGGAAAGCUCCACCUGGGCAAAGAGACAGCAACGGGUCCACAGACCACAAGGUGCACAAGGCAGCUGUAGGCAACAAAACAAAACAGAGUCCAGGAAGGAUCCCCUGGAAUAAAGCAGUAGGGAGGAAGAAAGUGUGCCCUGCUAAGAGGAAAGGUGAGCUCUCUCGAUGUGCUGACAGUGGGCUGAAGCAGAGAAAGGCAAAUGGGAUUAUUGAGUUGGAAAGCUCCAGAAAAAAAUGCCUUCCCAGAUACUUGGUUGAUCUCAAUUCAGAAAGCUCUGACCCGAUUUCUGCAGCUCGCCAUCAGCAGAUCCUCAGCAGUGCUCAGCCAGGGCUUACAAAAAAUUUUCCAUCAGUGCCAUGCUCUGAUAAAAGCCUGCAACAACUUGCAAGCAGAAAAAAGAAAAGUUUGGAAAUUAAAAGAAGAGUGAAUGUUUCCACUGUAAAAAGGUAUAUCUUGGAUUCCUCUCCUGAGGGGAAUAUAUUAUCCCUGUGUAGCACAACAGAUGUAGAGCAGAUGAGCUGCUUCAACCUCCGAAGCCCCCCAAGCUCCAAGAAACCACAUCCUGCUAAUCUGCUGGCUCAGAGGAACACAACCUGUUGCUCUUUACUGUUUGACAGUGAUUCUUCUGAUUGAAGGGGUCAUGUUUGGAGCCCUCAGUGAAGGCUUGGCCAUCUCAGUUGCAGUUUAUUCUUCUAGGGGUGUUACCUCCUUAGCCAGAGGCUCUAAAAUGUUAUUGCCCAGUUUGAGAUAUUUUAAGAGACUAUGUGAGGACAGUUCUCCCCUCUCUUGGAAAGCUGUGUUACUGUAUCUCCCUGCUCCCAAUAGAUGCCAAGGGAUCCAGUUACCACCGUAUUUACACACCUGCAGAGUCUGCUGAGACAUUCCCAGGGAGGAGAGAGUUGGCAGAUCACAGACGAGCAGCUCAGUCAGAUUUGGCACUGAGAUUUACUGGAAACUUUUCAACUUUUCCAUGUAAUGCUAUCUCUGUGGUCAGAGGCUUCACUCUGUUUCUCAUCCAUAGUCUCUAUGUUGGUUUGUUUUGUAAAAGUUCAGGUUUUUAGUUCUGGAGGCAGUAGUAGUGUUGUUCUGGUUGAUUUCGAUAAGGUUUGGAUUUGUCCCAGGAGUUGUUUGUGUUUG
This is a messenger RNA of Myiozetetes cayanensis, 2559 nucleotides long. It is a transcript of the gene IHO1, whose product is annotated as interactor of HORMAD1 1. NCBI's taxonomy places the organism in Eukaryota, Metazoa, Chordata, Aves, Passeriformes, Tyrannidae. The coding region runs from base 142 to 2055 and encodes 637 amino acids. The record is from RefSeq and is a predicted model, not a curated record. Gene Ontology annotation, cellular component: condensed nuclear chromosome. The transcript is spliced from 7 exons. Gene Ontology annotation, biological process: homologous chromosome pairing at meiosis; meiotic DNA double-strand break formation; DNA recombination.